Platichthys flesus (European flounder) is the source of this 5102-nucleotide messenger RNA. It is a transcript of the gene rarab, whose product is annotated as retinoic acid receptor, alpha b. The transcript is spliced from 9 exons. Gene Ontology annotation, molecular function: zinc ion binding; RNA polymerase II cis-regulatory region sequence-specific DNA binding; nuclear receptor activity. Gene Ontology annotation, cellular component: nucleus; transcription regulator complex. Gene Ontology annotation, biological process: cellular response to corticotropin-releasing hormone stimulus; regulation of transcription by RNA polymerase II; retinoic acid receptor signaling pathway. The record is from RefSeq and is a predicted model, not a curated record. Lineage: Eukaryota; Metazoa; Chordata; Actinopteri; Pleuronectiformes; Pleuronectidae. The coding region runs from base 856 to 2292 and encodes 478 amino acids.
UACCACAGGACACUAAUCCCGUCCGUGCCGCCGCCGGAUCUCAACAACAGGGAGACUCAGUAACUCUGAGCACCUUUGGAUAUUCUCCUGCUUCCUGGACACGCCGCGGAAACUUCAGACUCAUGGUCGGCUACACCGACGAGUCCGUGCUGCGUUCCUUGUGGGGUUACGUCUGUUAUAUGUGACGGGUUGAACCGGAGCGGAGCAGCGCGUCUCCACCGACCGGACAUUGCUACUUUACGGCGUAAGCUACCUCUAUUCACUGCGUGUAUGAGACACGGCGCUGGUGCUGGCGGCCACCGGGAAAGAGACGGCGAGUGUGGAUACGAUGAUUAACAAGCGACGUGAAUGAAUAUGUGAAGCUCGUGUAGAAAUUCACGCGAAAAAACAAGGCGCCAGCGUUGAGGAACCGACCGAAGACGUCGAGGUCGCUGUGUAGGAAGUGGAGCACGAUGUAGUGUAACGUGACAUUUUUAUUCUUUUUUAAAUCUGCCCUGUUAGUAGAAAUUAACGAGGAGUCCAGCAGCUCAACUUAGAGACACUUGUAGCAUUUACACAGGACCAAAAACACACGGUGUUUAAGCCUUCCUUUGUGGCAGGGAAGCGCUCGUGUUCUUCCAGGGACAGGAGGUCAGCAGGACGGGUCAUCUGCUCCUCUUUGCCCCACCUCCCCCCCCCCCCCUGCCAUCAGGCUGUUAUGAAGAUGUGAACUCCCUCCCUCGCCUUAUUCUCUUCUCUCUCUCCCCCGCCGCUCUGGACGCUUUGAAUUUUUUUCCCCCUCCUUCUCCUAUUUUGUUGGCUACAAAGGGGAUCAAACGCGACCCCGGCCUCCCUUCCCUCCCCCGUCUCUCGGUGAUGUACGAAAGCGUGGAUGUUGUGGGUCUGAGCCCCAGCCCCGGCCGCAGCAGCCCCAGCCCCGGCUCCUUCCUGAGCAUGGACUACUACCACAGACCCCCGGGGCUCGGACCGGAGAAGGGACUCCUGUCCGGUGUAGGACUCCAGCGUCCAUUCGGGGGGUCUCUGGUGAGGCACUGGAGCGGGUCCUGCCACUCUAUAGAGACUGAGAGCACGAGUUCAGGGGAGGACCUGCUUGUCCCCAGCCCCCACUCACCUCCACCUCCACCCCGCAUCUACAAGCCCUGCUUUGUUUGUCAGGACAAAUCUUCAGGAUACCACUAUGGAGUCAGUGCCUGUGAGGGUUGCAAGGGUUUCUUUCGGAGAAGCAUCCAGAAGAACAUGCUGUACACCUGCCACAGAGACAAAGUCUGUGUCAUAAACAAGGUGACGAGGAACCGCUGUCAGUCCUGCAGACUACAGAAAUGUCUCGAUGUUGGCAUGUCCAAGGAGUUAGUGCGAAAUGACAGAACGAAAAAGAAGAAGGAGGAGAAGAGGCAGGGGGAGGUGGAGAUCUACGUUCUGUCAGCAGACACAGAGCAGAUGAUUGGGCGAGUGCUUCAGGCCCAUAAGGAAACCUUUCCCUCCCUCUGUCAGCUGGGAAAAUACACCACGAACAACAGCGCAGAGCACCGUGUUUCGCUGGAUGUCAGUCUUUGGGACAAGUUCAGUGAACUGUCCACCAAAUGCAUCAUUAAGACAGUGGAGUUUGCCAAGCAGCUGCCAGGCUUCACAACGCUCACCAUCGCUGAUCAGAUCACCCUGCUCAAAGCCGCCUGCCUCGACAUACUGAUUCUGAGGAUCUGCACCCGCUACACCCCAGACCAGGACACGAUGACUUUCUCUGACGGUUUGACUCUGAACCGUACCCAGAUGCACAACGCUGGGUUCGGACCUUUCACAGACUUUGUAUUCUCCUUCGCCGCCCAGCUGCUGCCGCUGGAGAUGGACGAUGCAGAGACGGGAUUGCUCAGCGCCAUAUGCCUGCUCUGUGGAGAUCGUCAGGAUCUGGAGGAACCAGAAAGGGUGGAUGUUCUUCAGGAGCCUUUGUUAGAAGCCUUAAAGAUCUAUGUGAGGAGGAGGAGGCCUGAUAAACCCUCAAUGUUCCCCAAAAUUCUGAUGAAGAUAACUGACCUCCGGAGCAUCAGUGUGAAGGGGGCGGAGCGAGUGAUCGCUCUGAAAAUGGAGAUUCCUGGCUCCAUGCCUCCUCUCAUCAAGGAGAUGCUGGAGAACUCUGAGGGUCUGGAGGGGCACGGAGUCGGGGGAGAGAAAGGUGGAGGAAAGGGUAUAGCAGAAGGCCGUCAGGGGGAUGAAACAGACAUCAGGAGCUGCCAUGCAAGUCCGUCACCCAAAUCAGUCGCCUCUCCCAGCCCAAGCCCUGCACCCUCUUCCCCAUAGUUCCCCUCACCGUCCGACUGAAUUCUGCACUCAGCACAUCUGCUCCACACUGCAGUGGGGGGGAGUGCACAUGGCACACACACAGGGAAUGAAAGCAGAAUCAUAUUGCACCAGAUAACAGAUAAUAUGGAGGAGAGAACAGAAUGGACUUCUGAACCUAUAAACUUCAAAGGGAGAGAAGCAAAGUGAAGCAGGAGAACCGUGAUGUGAGGACUGAUUUGAUGUCCAGACAUCCACUUCAUACAUACAGUGCAAAAAAUCUGAUGUAUUUUUUUUUUUUUUUUUAAAUAAUUUUAUAAUACCUGAAAUGUUAAGUAUUUUUCAGACUGUGUGAACCUUAAUGAAGGAUUGUGUAUAUACUGUAUGGACAGACUGAUGAUAUAUCUUACACAAUCACACACUCAGACAAAUGCUUGUCCAUAACCGAGGCAUGGUGGCAGUUUUCUCAACCUUGUGGUUUUAUCAUAAAAGCAGGCAGGUGCUGCCGGUGGUUAAUACCAGCAUCGGAGUGUAUUGCUCAGGCACAUCAUUUGGGCUAAUGAUGUUACAGGCAGUCAGAUUCAGCAGCAACAAUUCAAAUGAACAAAAACAAAUCCUCACAAAAUGAUCUCAACAAAUCGUUCUUUAGAGUCUCUUAAACCACUUCUCAGGGAAGGUUUGUAUCUGCUGUGAGCAAAAUCUUCUUUAAGCAGUCGCAUGUGACUUGCACCUCAUGUCGGUGCAGGCUACGUCCACACUGAUGCAUUUGAGUUCAAACACCACUUUUGCUGAGACUUUUAGAAACGUUUCAAUUUUGAAAACUGGAGUUACAUUUUUGUAGAGACUUUAGCAAGCAAUGACAGUCACCCUCAUCGGCUUCCUGAUUGGGUUUUAUUGGUUACGAUUCAACUACCAGCAUUUAACACAGCAUGGAUAACCAUUUGCAAUCGAUUAUAACCCUCAUAGUAAAUUAUCCACUUUGUUGUUGGUCCAAGCAGAGACCCCUCAUUAAACUUUUUGCAGUUUUUGUUCCUGAUUCUUGGUAUUUUCAGAGUUGACAGUCUGCUUCCUGUUUACACAGGCAUGAACAUGCCAGGGCCCUAUACUAUGAAACAGUUUUUGCGAUAAUCGGGGUAACUUCAGGUUCUAUUCAGAGUUUUCAGUCCUACAAAUCUAGUUCACUUCUUAUCGAGGUAAAUCACGAGGAGACUGACUCGUAGGAGCAGUGUGCUCAGUAACACAGACUGUCUGCAUUGAUCCACGUUUCUUUGCUUCUAACCUGUUCACUGUGGAUGAUGCAGAGAAGAUCAGCAAUACACUGUAUGCACUUUUACACAUUAAUAGCAAUAUCUUUUCUUUAGUCUAAUUUCUAUUGUCCUAUUUGGUGCACAGCUUAUUAUGAUUUAAUUUUUCACUUGUUUACAAACCACACUAUGCAUUUGUAUACUGAUAUCAAUAUACAGUUGUGCGACUGCUUAGCCUGACUGCAAUUGUCAGGUUAAGUUAAGUUAAGUUGGAUAUCUGAGAGAUAUCCUGGGUAUGUUGAACUCGCUUUGUAGUGCAGGCCUGAGGUUAGUCAUUUUGAUAAAUACUUUAAGAUGUGUUAGUAUGGGCGGUGAUUGUUUCUGAUACGAAGCUAAAAUAUUUCUUUGGAUGGAGAUGGUUUUAGUUUAGUUUACAAAUGUAACAGUGUAUUGGAGUUUGAAAAAAAAAAAAAGAUAUCAAGAGGAUAUCAUGUACAACAGACGCAGUGUGUGUAAUGUGGUUAAAGCAAGGGUUGGUAAUCCUGGAAAAGCUAGCAAGAGUAGGCUACACUUGCAACAAAUGUAGUCCAGCCCCUCUUGUUAAAGCCACUUGAAUGACACCUGCUAGAAGCUGACACUCUGUGACUCGCUUGCUAACUUUCAACCUAUUUCUAUUUCUCCAUGGCUGAAGACACGUGAAUGAUCACAAAUGGUUUUAGUUCAUUUCAUUCGGACCAAAUUAAUUAAAUUUUUCUCUUUUUUUUUUUUUUUUCCUGCAAGAGCCGCAAACUUUUUUAAUGGCUGUCAGUAUGUGAAGAGGAUUUUCAGUGUAGUGAAGUGAAAACCCUACCUUUCACUUCAGAGAUGCUGUAGUUUUAAGAUUGUUUUAUUGUGUCCCCCACUUUCCCAGAGUCUGAAAGAAAAAAUCCCUCAAGACAUACAUUUUAUAUAUUUGUCUGGAGUUAUUUCAAAUAGCUGCUUUACCCAGUUGUGGGUGUGUAUCGGAUCAAAUAGCAAAAACGUAAACCUAGGCAAGUAAACCAAAUUUUAGUGGGGGGGGGGGGCAGACUCUCACACUUAAGAUCUACACAAUAAGCACUAAAACCAGGACCCCUGAGUGAAACACAAGCUGUGUAGUUCUGUAGCAUCGUCAGCGUAAGGAUUUACCUGAGCAAUCUGCUGGUCCACCCAGUAUUUAAUUACAGUUGUUUCCUUGUAACCUCUGCCAAUGUCUGGUCUCUGUCCGUCUUUUGAGUAAUUUUAUUCUUACAUGUGUUUAUUAUUAGUGGAUCUCCUCAUAAAUGUAGAAUCAUUAUGUAUAAUAAUAUAUUGUAUAUAAAAAAGCUGUGAAAGUAGUUGUUGAACUGAGAUGGAAAGUUAUUUUCCUAAAUGUACAUUUGUGUAUUCAGUUUUUCCACACUUAAGCAAUGAAGACGUCUUCCUCCAUCACUGUCACCUCCAUUUUGUUGUCGAAAUUGUACUUCUUUCUUUCUCUUCACAGGCACAUCAGGCACAAAUAAUAUUAAACGUUGACUGAAUUACCUUUUAGAAAUCUAAAGUAAAAAUUGCAUAAUUUCUUCAGGCAAA